AUGGCUAAUAAAAAAGAUAUAGAGAGAAGAGACAGAGGUCAAGAUGGGUUUAGAGCUCCACUUGUAUCUCACGAUGAAAGAAAGGAGAAUAAUUUCAUGGUUUACCUCAGCACAUUUGUUGCAGUGUGUGGUUCUUAUGCAUUUGGAACAGGUGUUGGCUAUUCAUCCCCUACCGAGGCUGGCAUCAGGAGAGAUCUAAAUCUAACAAUGGCACAGUAUUCUUUAUUUGGGUCAAUAUUGACAUUUGGUGCAAUGAUUGGUGCCAUAGCAAGUGGGCCCAUGGCUGAUUUAUUCGGUCGUAAAGGGGCAUUGAGAAUAUCAAGUGUUUUCUGCAUAGGAGGUUGGCUAGCCAUUUAUUUUGCUCAGGGCCCUAUGCCUCUGGAUAUUGGAAGACUAGCAAAUGGAUUUGGAAUGGGAGUCUUUUCCUAUGUGGUACCUGUGUUCAUAGCUGAAAUAGCACCCAAACAAUUACGAGGCUUGUUAACAGCAGCAAAUCAGCUCUUAAUCGUUACUGGAGUGUCAGUUUCCUUUGUAGCAGGAACAAUCCUACAUUGGCGAACCAUGGCUUUGGCAGGAUUGAUUCCAUGUGGUGUUUUACUAUUGGGCCUCUUUAUUAUACCAGAAUCUCCUAGAUGGCUGGCUAAGAUAGGAAAACAAAGGGAAUUUGAUGCUGCACUAAGGAAACUUCGUGGGGAGGAAAUUGAUGUAUCUGAGGAGGCAGCUGAAAUCAGGGAAUAUAUAGAAACACUGGAAAGGCUUCCAAAAGCCAGACUAAUUGAUUUGUUUCAGAGCAGAUACUUGAGUUCUGUUAUUAUAGGAGUUGGGCUGAUGAUCUCUCAACAAUUUGGAGGAAUAAACGGAAUUUGUUUUUACGCAAGCAGUAUUUUCGCGUCUGCAGGAUUUCCUGCUGAUACUGGUACAAUAAUCUACGCUGUUCUUCAGGUUGUGGUUACCACCCUUAAUGCACUCCUUGUAGACAAACUUGGUAGAAAGCCACUCUUACUGGUUUCUUUGGUGGGGAUGACUUUGGGCUGUAUAUCAACAGCAGCUUCAUUCUACUUCAAGACUUAUCAAAUAGCUUUAGGAGUAGCACCUGCACUAGCUGUGACGGGCAUUCUGUUGUAUAUAGCAGGGUUUUCAAUAGGAAUGGGAGCAGUUCCAUGGGUUAUAAUGUCUGAGAUUUUCUCUAUUGACAUCAAAGGCGCUGCUGGUGGGCUUGUCACGCUUGUAAACUGGGCUGGUGCAUGGGCCGUUUCCUACACUUUCAAUUUUCUCUCCAAGUGGAGUUCUUAUGGUACGUUUCUUCUAUAUGCAGCAGUAAACGUAUGUUCUAUUCUGUUUGUGAUGAAAACGGUACCCGAAACAAAAGGAAAAACUUUGGAACAGAUACAAGCUGCCAUUAAUGGCUACUGACACAAAUGUC
Messenger RNA from Lactuca virosa, 1423 nucleotides. The record is from the annotation of a GenBank genome assembly. NCBI's taxonomy places the organism in Eukaryota, Viridiplantae, Streptophyta, Magnoliopsida, Asterales, Asteraceae.